Gymnogyps californianus (California condor) is the source of this 1337-nucleotide messenger RNA. RefSeq names its product leucine carboxyl methyltransferase 1 (gene LCMT1). Gene Ontology annotation, molecular function: protein C-terminal leucine carboxyl O-methyltransferase activity. Lineage: Eukaryota; Metazoa; Chordata; Aves; Accipitriformes; Cathartidae. The record is from RefSeq and is a predicted model, not a curated record. Bases 1 to 990 code for a protein of 329 amino acids. Gene Ontology annotation, biological process: C-terminal protein methylation. Gene Ontology annotation, cellular component: cytosol. The transcript is spliced from 11 exons.
AUGGCGGCCGCUGCCCGCGACCCCCUCUCCGCCGCCGGCCUCGACGAGGCGGACGAGGCGGUCCGGGGCACGUGCGAGGACGCGUCCGUCUGCAAACGGUUUGCUGUAAGUGUUGGCUACUGGAAGGACCCUUACAUCCAGUAUUUUGUGAGACAAGCCAAAGAAAGAAAAGCACCUGAAAUCAAUAGAGGCUAUUAUGCUCGUGUUCAUGGAGUCAGUUAUCUGAUUAAAGCUUUUCUAAAGAAGACAGAAUGCAACUGUCAAAUCGUUAAUCUUGGUGCUGGCAUGGAUACCCUGUUCUGGAGAUUAAAGGAUGAAAAUCUUCUCCCUAGAAAAUAUUUUGAAGUGGAUUUUCCAAUGAUAGUUGCAAGAAAAAUACAUAAUAUCAAAUCAAAACCUCCCCUGUCAAAACCAAUUAUGGAAUCCCAUUCAGGGGACUCUCUUCUAAUAGAUUCUCACAGCCUAGACUCCAGUCGAUAUUCCAUAGUAGGAGCAGAUCUCCGUUUCUCAUCAGAUCUGGAGGAAAAGCUAAAGAAACAUAACCUGGAUAUACAUUUGCCAACGCUUCUGGUAGCGGAGUGUGUGCUGGUUUACAUGACACCACAGCAAUCUGCAAAUCUUUUAAAGUGGGCAGCAAGCACUUUUCCAGUGGCGAUGUUUAUAAAUUAUGAGCAGGUGAAUAUGACGGACCGGUUUGGACAGAUCAUGAUUGAGAACUUGCAGAGACGACAGUGUAACCUGGCUGGAGUGGAAGUUUGCAGAUCCUUAGACUCUCAGAGGGAACGAUUGCUGUUAAAUGGCUGGGAAACUGCACGUGCCAUUGAUAUGAUGAAAGUGUACAGCUUUUUGCCACAGGCUGACGUCAAAAGAAUAGAAGCACUUGAAUUCCUAGAUGAAAAGGAACUGUUUGAACAACUAAUGCAGCACUACUGCAUCUGCUGGGCUUCAAAGGACAGCAGUAAUCUGGGUCUUGCAAACAUCACAUUCUAAGGUAUUUGCUGGAGGGAAGCCGUGGGCCCAGAAGCCACAGCGACUGCCUUCUGCUUGAGACAAGAUCACAGAAAUGAUGGGACUUUGCAUGUGCCAACUUCAGUCUGCGCAUCUGUGUAAGCAGCGCCGGUACAGAAGGCGAUGGGUGCUGCUGAUGACGACUGUCCUGUUGGCUUUUGGUAGUUUUAAUGAAUCUUUUUUGCCCAUUGUGAGCAAUUGUUGUGAGGCAAGACUUGCCUCCCAUUCCCAGAUAUAUAAUGACGGACUUUCAUAAGAUGUCAGUAAUUCCUGUUUAAAAGCUUGCCUUCCUUAGUUUAAAACUGAAAGUAAAGUGUUCUUGGAUUAUA